AUGACCAUCACCAAUGGAUCCGUUCUCAUGCCACAGCCUAGAAAGAAAAGCCCUUCCUUCUGGCCGUCCAAUCUGGCUCGUCUGUCAGUUUUUCAGGUGGGUCCGAUCGAAAGCCUAAUGUUACUCUAUGGGCAGCUGGAUCUAAACGGACGUACAUCUGUUUACAUCCCCCGACCCUGUCUAGGUCUAGAAAAGAGUUCCGUUUUGGUGGACGUGAUCAUGACAGAUCGGAGAGUGACUAAUGAUACUGUUUUCACUAGCACAGCAGCCGGUGUACCAGCAAUGGCUCAGAUUUCAUAUAUUGCCGCACUGCUCAUGUUAUAUCAUGUUUUCUGCAAAGACGUUGAGGUAUCAGAAGAACCUUUGUGCACAGAGGUGAUUGCGGCUACAACCUAUGAUUGUGAAGGGUUGGGACUGCAAAACCUGCCCGACAGUCUCCCUGGCUCUACAGAGUAUCUGGAUUUCAGCUUUAACUCUCUACUUGCUAUUUAUCAUUUCACCUUCAACAGACUGGAAAAACUGGAGUAUUUGGCUUUAUCAAGAUGCGGGAUUGCUUGGAUAUAUGAUGAUGCUUUCAGUAACAAUACAAAGCUAAAUACACUUCUACUCACUGGAAACAAUAUAUUAUACAUAGCUGAUAGGGCAUUCUUGGGAGCUACAUCACUCCAACACCUUUACUUACAGAAAACAUCUAUAUCGGAGUUGUGGUUUAUACCAAUGAAAACCCUGCCUAACCUGGAAACAUUGCACGUGGGGAGCAAUUAUAUUACUGAUAUACAACUUCCUGAUGACACACCUAUGACCAAAUUGAGGACUUUGAAUUUUGAGUUAAAUCAGAUCAGUAGAAUAUCGGUGGAGGACUUGAACAUUCUCAAGCACACCAACAAUUUGACCCUCAUUUUAAAGGGAAACAACAUUGAGUACAUUGAACCAAACGCUUUCAACUUUAGCAACUUACAUUGUUUGGAUUUGACUGGUUCAGCCUGGAAUGUCGAUUUGUCAUCAGUUUUAAAGGGCUUAAAUGGCUUAAGGGCUGACAAUCUAAGGAUUGGUACCUUUAUUGACAUAGACGUUGACAAGGAUGUAUCCCUAUCAGAUAUGGAUUUCCUUUGUAGUGUAUCAAUGAAGGAGCUCAGUCUGCAGUACAGAGCUUUUUCUGAUCAACAUAAGUCAUUUCCAUGUUUGGCCAAGACUGAAAAACUGGAUUUUACCUGUACAAACCUUAAAAGCUUUGCAGGGCUGAGCACAGACAACAUUCUAAAGGAACUGAUAUUAAACAAGAACAAGUUCACCUCACUUUGCAGUAUAAGCUCAGAUACUUACCCACAGAUCACCAACCUUCAUAUAGCAAGAAAUAUGGACACAUUAGAUUUGGGAGAUGGAUGCUUAAAAAGUCUAACCAGCCUUGUGUAUUUGGACCUGAGUGAGAAUGAGUUUAUGCAUUCAACAUGCUGUAGCACACACUUCAGGGGACUAGAAAGCCUCACCUUUUUAAACAUGAGUUAUGGAAUAACGUGCACACUACACAACCCAGCCCUACCAGAAACCAACAAGAUAGAGGUUCUAGACUUCUCACAUGUCCCUUUAUUGAUUGAUAAAGCUUUCAGUCCUUUUAGUAAUUUAGCUGAUUUAAAAGUCCUCAACUUGUCUAACAGUUAUAUAGAUACAAGCAACAGAGAAGUGUUUAAAGGUCUCCAGAACCUUCUUUUCAUAAACAUGGAGAGGAGUGUGUUUCAAAAUGGUGUUCUUGCAGAUGAGAAUUUGUUCGCCAACACUUUAAAACUUGAAACUCUCAUAUUAGCCAAAUGUAAGUUAAGGGAAAUAGAGGAUCAGGCGUUCAAAAAACUUAAGCAACUGAAACAUGUUGACCUAAGUCAGAAUAAUCUUACUGUCUUUAGUACAAACCUAUUUGUGAAUUUGACCUAUAUGUCCCUCAAUUAUGCUUUUAACUUUAUCACAACCAUACCUAUUGAUUCGGUGAGAAAUAUUUCAGAUCAAAACAUCAUCAAUUUUAGUCACAACCCCAUUGACUGUUCCUGCUCCAACAUUGACUUUUUAUCCUGGUAUAAAACCCACAUGAACUUGUUUCUGGACAAGGAAAACACGGUGUGUGGUUCUCCACCUUCAUUAGUGGGUACAGAGUUGUACAAAGUGUCAUUAUCUUGUGGAACUUCUUUGAUGAGUGUCAUAAUAUUAAUCCUUUUUAUAGUGAUAACCAUUAUCCUAGCUGUGUGCUUUAUAAGAUUAUACAGGAAAAGAUUUUAUUCAUCCAUAUAGUAAGCCAAAUAAAGAAAAUCUGUCACAU
This is a messenger RNA of Nanorana parkeri, 2305 nucleotides long. It is a transcript of the gene CD180, whose product is annotated as CD180 molecule. The transcript is spliced from 5 exons. Gene Ontology annotation, cellular component: extracellular matrix; membrane. Gene Ontology annotation, molecular function: protein binding; transmembrane signaling receptor activity. Gene Ontology annotation, biological process: toll-like receptor signaling pathway; immune response. The record is from RefSeq and is a predicted model, not a curated record. Lineage: Eukaryota; Metazoa; Chordata; Amphibia; Anura; Dicroglossidae. The coding region runs from base 1 to 2277 and encodes 758 amino acids.